Molecule: messenger RNA, 2874 nt
Organism: Acanthopagrus latus (yellowfin seabream)
Lineage: Eukaryota; Metazoa; Chordata; Actinopteri; Spariformes; Sparidae
Gene: lrit2
Product: leucine-rich repeat, immunoglobulin-like and transmembrane domains 2
Exons: 3
Coding region: 211-1929 (572 amino acids)
Molecular function (GO): protein binding
Source: RefSeq, a predicted model, not a curated record
GGUUGACUUAUCAGAAACCAACUAGUAGGUCAGAGCUCCUGUCACCGACCGUCAAGUGUUAAUCGUGCGUGUCUUCAAAGAAUUAGACGCCACUUGUCCUGUGCGCCGGUGCGUCAGGGGAUUAAGUUUAAUUGGCUUCUCUCGUCUGCCCCACUCGGCGUGUCCUGCGCUCGAAUGUAGUCCUCAACUCUAGGUAUUUUUUCGCGGACUAUGGACAUAAUUUGUUCCCUGCUAGUCAUAGCUGUGUUCAUCAUCCAGGCGCAUGAAACUUCCUCUCAAUGUUUACGCGGGUGCAGCUGUGUGGAGGACCGUCACGGCAGGUCGCUCGUGUGUAUGGAGGAGAGCGCGUUUGGGGCCAUACCAGAGAACCUUCCAGAUGAUAUGACCAAAAUACGCAUAGAGAAGUCUCACUUCACCGAGAUCCCCAGAGGGGCGUUCACUCAGACACCCGCCUUGGAGAACUUGUGGCUCAACUUCAAUGAUAUCACAGUGAUAAACUCGAAGGGUCUGGAGGGUUUGUGGAACUUGACCGAGCUCCGCCUGCAGGGCAACAAGCUGCGCUCAGUGCCAUGGACAGCGUUCGAGGACACGCCGGCCCUCAAGAUCCUGGACCUGAAGCACAACCAGCUGGACGUCCUGCCGGAGCAUGCGUUAAAAUAUUUGCCAGGUCUGACCUACUUAGACUUAUCCUUCAAUCGGCUUACGGUAAUAUCGAAGGAGGUCUUCCAAAACUGGCCCCUCUACCAAAAACUGCAGACCCUGGAGGCGGGGCGGGAGCCGAGCGCGUUCGGGCCGAACGUCGUCCUGGCGCUCCACGACAACGCGUGGCUCUGCGACUGCCGCCUGAAGGGCUUCGUGGAGUUCAUCCGUUCCCUGAGCCCCCCGAUUAUUCUGAUGAACUCCUACUUGACCUGCUCAGGGCCGGACUUUAGGGCGGGGAAGUUCUUCCACGAGGUAGAGCUGAAGGCGUGCAUGAAGCCGGCGGUCACCACCCCGGCCCCCAACAUCAGCCUGCCGCUGGGCGCCAACCUCACCCUGCGCUGCCUCGCCAAGGCCAGGCCCGACCCGGCGGUGUGGUGGACAUAUGGCCUGAAGAUAAUCAGAGGAUUUCAUGAGUCUCAGGAGAGAGUGGAUGAAGACACCAUCAGAUCCCUCCUGGUGAUCCCCUCCCUCCACGCAGCUGACCGCGGCGUCUACACCUGCACUGCCAUCAACUUCAUCGGUAACUCCUCUGUCAACAUCCUCCUGGACGUCCUCUCUCCCGGAGGCUCCCAGUCAUCGCUCCCUCCCGGAGCCCUGGCUCCGCCUGCUGCUGGCGAUGAAAACGUCUACAUUGACAUCCGCAUCGCCAAACAGACAGUACGCGGCAUCUCCAUCGAGUGGUACGCGGCCUUGGAGCGCCCGACGGAGACGUGGUUCACCGUCCAUUUUGGCCAGGCUGACAACAGUAAGAAGGAAAUGAUCUACAUCGGCCCCGGGAUUCACACGUACUCCGUCUCUGACCUGAUGCCCGCGACCAAAUACGAAAUCUGCGUGACCCUAAAGAGCCAGGCGCCACGUCCCGGCCAGUGCAUUGUGUUCGUAACAGGAAGUGACGUCACUGAGAUGGAACAGAGGGAGAAGCUGAUUCACAUAGUGGUUAUAGUUUUAGCCAUGGUGCUGGCGGUGCCUAUAGGCAUGUAUGCCUGCACCACCGACACUAAGUUUGCCUGCGUGGAGGGCAUCAUGGAGUCCUGGAAGAACCGGCGGAGAGAAAACAACCCAAUGGAGCGGGAGAGGCAGGGCACCUUCGACAGCCUGCAGGCCGCCAGCGACGAGGGCCUGGUCAAUAAAGAUUCAAGCGAAGACAGGAAGGUGAGGAGGAGGUCAGACGACAGACUGUCUAAGGGGAAGGCUGAGCACAGCAGGCUCACAGCUGAGCUAUACUGAAUUUGCUAAAAUGAGGGAAACAUGAAACUGACAUGAAGUCUCCUACCCUUGACAUAACAAAAUAAGAAUAGACCUGCUUUAUGAUGCUCUAUGAAUAUAAUAUUCAGAAGAAUGACAAUAUUGUCUGCCUUGGUUUUAAUCUCAUCUCUUCCUCUGUUCUAGGCCGGGGAGUUUGUUGCAAAGAUGUGAAAGGUGACCGUUAUGUCGAGAGUGUAAUUGGAGGACUGUAGAGAGGUGCUGCACGAUGUGUCUGUCUGAAAUAUGACGUGUUUGUCUUGCUGUCAUGAAACGUUUAAAAUGUAAAAUGCUGCUUCAUGAAGCCUUGAAUGGAGGACUUCUUAAAAAUUCAUUGUGAGUGCAUUUAAAAAACGGAAUAUUUCUGCAGUAUGUGGUUUCCUCAUCUUUAUGUAGCUCUCUGAUAUUGCUUUCUGUAUUACUAUCCAUAUUUAUAUACUUAUAUAUAUCAGCUAAUGUCAUGUUCGCUUACUGCUGUGUAACAAGAACAUCUCUUAAACUAAAUGGCGAACAUUUUGAAAUGAAAAGCGAUUGUGCACUGUGUCAGUAGACAAUGUCUCUGUUAGAUUAAGUUAAAGUAGAACACAGCAUGAGACUGUCAUUUGAUGAGUUAUUUUAUUAUUUUGCUCUUUAAAAGCGCAAGAAGACACAAUGUGUGUCAGUAGAUUUAGCUCAAUGGACAUUUUUUUUUUCUUCCAAUUUCAGCUUUUCAUUUGAAAUGAGAUUGUGCACUCAUGUCUUCGUGUGUGUGUGUGUGUGUGUGUGUGUGUGUGUGUGUGUGUGUGUGGUCAUACGUGUGUUCUGUGAUGUUUGCAUUUGGAAUAAAUAUUUUAAAGCAACAUUUUUUAAGUGGCUAAAUAUCAAAAGUGACAAAACCUUAAUCAAGUGUCUCUUUUAUGUACUCCAUGGUCCCCGUACAUACUAAAAUUG